AUGCCUUCCUUCCAAGGCAUUGAAGUUGCCAUCGUUACUCAGCCUGAUGACAAGAAACUCCCCGAGUUUCCUCUGUCAGAUGUCUCUUCGCAGCCUGCAUUGCACUCUAACGGCGAAGUACCUCCUCCUGAUGAUAGCGGCUCAACCUGUUUACGUUCAGACGUGCAGCGGGCUCAGAAAGCCAGCCCCCGGAUCUCUGUCUACAUACCCUCCAAUCCAGGCUCGCAAUUUGGAAUUGACUAUACCUUCCUCGAAGAGUUACCGCCAUCGCGCUACUUCUACUUCAAAAUAUUCAUGAACGGCCGAAACAUUGCAAACUGCGGUGUAAAUCCUCUCAGGAAUUCUGUGGGUUGCAUCACUCGUGCUCUUUGCGAACCGAGUGCCCGCUGGAAAUACAAGGAAGACGGCGUGCUUCUCAUAAGGGAUGGCAUUGAGGCGCGCUGCUUCAGCUUUCUCCCCAACACAAACCAAUCAGUCGCGGAGGAUGGCGGCCUCAUCGAGCUCCAGGUCUACAGGGCCAAGGGGAGAAAGAGAAGAAUACCGGUGAUAGAAAGUCAUCGCGGCCAAGAGGCUUAUGGUAUUGGAUCGCCCUCGGGUGGGCUUCUAGACUCACCAGAAGAAGCUGGCUUCUAUGACUGGAUCCUGACUGAUUCGAAAGAAUCACCAUUCGUCUCAUUCCGCUUUCACUACCGCUCCUUAUCGAAUCUUCGGCAGCUGAGCCUAGCACCGGAUUCAACUGAACUGGAAGAGUUUUCAGCCAGAGUCUCCGCUGCGAGCUAUGUGCGUCCAGAUGAUUCAAAUAUAUCGAAAGAGCAGUCCAACACUUCUGCUCGGCCACUUCCCGAGAUCCCGACGAAAAAGUAUGUGGUUAAUCAAGACCUCGAACCAUAUACCCUAGUUGCUACAACCUCAAACUUGUCUGUCAUUCAGGAGGAGGUAGAAGAUGACGAAGGCAACAUUACAAGCAGCUUCCCGGCACGAUCAGACUCGCUUCGUGGUGCGAAGCCGAUAGCACUAGAACAGUACAGAUGCGAAGAGGUCAUUGAGUGCCAGACCAGUUUUGCUCUUAAGGAUUCAUUGGUUGUUAACUCAGAACACCUUCAUGUGAUCCACCAACGAGCAAUAUCUGUAGUGUUAGAAGAUGCAACUCGUACGGAAGAACAGGACCAAGCGGGAGGCGCCUCUGAUGCUGUAUCUAUUGCGGCCGAAGCAGAACGUUCAUUCAAGACUGGGUGGAGGCUGAACGAGAGUGAGUGGAUGAGAGGGGGUGCUUAA
Molecule: messenger RNA, 1275 nt
Organism: Fusarium sp. VM40
Lineage: Eukaryota; Fungi; Ascomycota; Sordariomycetes; Hypocreales; Nectriaceae
Source: the annotation of a GenBank genome assembly